GCUUCUUAGCUGAUUUUAUUUGCUUACUUUUUAUCUUUGCCGAGACUCCUAAAGAAAACCAAAAACACAGAACAAGAACAAAAUGUUCCCUACUAUCAAAUUCAUCUUCCUUGUCACUACAUACACUCUCUUGAUUCCUUCAAUUGCAUUUGAAUCAGAGUCCACAGACCCAAUUCCAGAACCAUGGCCUCAACAAUUCCACGCAAUUACCAUUAUGAACUACACUCAAGGUCUUAGGAAAGUAGACCUUUGGUACGACUGGCCAAACAAAAGGUACAUGCAUAUAAACCAAUACCAAUUGGGAAAGACUUUGUAUGAUGUUGAAUGGCAAAAUGGUACUUCCUUUUAUUUCACUUUGGAUUCUACUCAAGAGUGUACUAUCAGGCAUUUCCCAGUGGGAAUUCUUAGACCUAAUUGGCUUGAAGGUUCAAAUUACGUAGGACAAAAGUACAAGGAUGGAUUCCUUUGUAAUGUUUGGGAGAAAGUUGGUUUCUUACAGUAUUACGAGGAUGCUGUUACCAAGAUUCCUGUUUAUUGGCAUUUUUAUGAUGGAUUGGUUGAACAUAUAAUGACAUUUGAGGCUGGGAAAGUGCUGGAGAAUUCAAAGUGGCAAGCCCCUGCUUACUGCUUCAAGGAUGUCGAGAAAGAAAGUAGAUCUUUGCUAGAAAACUUGGCUACCAAUCACUUCCGAGAUGUCACAGAGAAUUGACCUAUUAAUUGAGUGAUCCUAUGAUAGACAUUGUUUACCAUGUUAUGUUGCUUCGAGUCGGAAGGUGGAACCAAGAUUUUUUAGCAGUGUUAUUGUGUAUACAGAGUAUAUAUAUACCAUCACUUUAAUUUAUAUCUUCGCGACAAUUUGUUUCUGA
Messenger RNA from Nicotiana attenuata, 866 nucleotides. RefSeq lists its product as uncharacterized. The transcript is spliced from 2 exons. Lineage: Eukaryota; Viridiplantae; Streptophyta; Magnoliopsida; Solanales; Solanaceae. Bases 83 to 709 code for a protein of 208 amino acids. The record is from RefSeq and is a predicted model, not a curated record.